Astrephomene gubernaculifera is the source of this 2603-nucleotide messenger RNA. The record is from the annotation of a GenBank genome assembly. Lineage: Eukaryota; Viridiplantae; Chlorophyta; Chlorophyceae; Chlamydomonadales; Astrephomenaceae.
AGACGCAUGAUACCGUUAUGCAGGAAAUUAAAUACAUUUUACACCAGUUGCAUAUCGAAGCUGUUGUGACAGACGGGGGCCCCACUGUUAUAGUAACCCGCUAAGCUAAGCAAUUUUCGGUCGCUGUAAUACUUAAUGAAUCGAAGGCAAACGCUUGCUGGGCUGAGCCCAUCCCAGCUGAACAAGUCAGGCGCUAACGGAGGGCCUGGCCGUUCCGCCAAGGAUGGCACAGGGCUGCCCUCCAAGGCCAGGAAGAGCAUGGCUGUCGGCGUCAUCAUGGAUAAAUCAAUAGCAAAUGCUCCAGGCCUGGACCGGCGUUCAAGCGCGUUUGGUGCCAAGCCGUCCGGCGGUCCGAAGCACGACCCGCGCCCGCUGAACAGCAAGGACUUCCAGAGCAAUUGCGCCCGCACAGUCAUUGAGUAUCUUGCAUCACACGGAUUUAAGACUGAAGUGGCGCAAAAGACGCUUUUAAGCCCUACCGGCAAGGACUUCUUCACCAUCGUCGGCUUCUUAUUCCAGCAGAUUGAUCCUACAUUCCGGCUACAAGGGAAGGUGGAAGACGAGGUUCCACAAAUGUUUAAGCGGCUCAACUAUCCCUUCCCUAUCAGCAAGAGCGCACUCUUUGCUGUUGGCAGCCCGCACUCUUGGCCAGCGGUGCUAGCAGCGCUGGCAUGGCUGGUGGAGCUGCUCAACUACACGGAAAAGGCACAGGAGGGCACGAACGCAGCCUUUGAUGCCGACAACAAGAUGGAGGAGGACCUUCUGAAGUACCUCGCAGAGGGCUACACCGCGUUCAUGAGCGGCAAUGACGACCGCUGCCAGCAGCUGGACGAUGAAAUAGCGGUUAAAAUUACAGCCCAAGAGGGCGACCUGGACGCACGCUGUGAGAAGCUCAGGAAGGCCAACGCCGAGGUGCUUGCGGAGCUGGAGCGGCUGCGUGCGCUGCCCGACCCCGUGGAGGAGGCGCAGCAGCGGCGCGCGGAGCAGGUCGCCGACAACGAGAAGUUCGAGUCGCUCAUCCAGCAGCUGCAGGGCAUGAAGCAGUCGCUCACCCGCAAGUUGUCGGAGCGGAAGUCGGACUUUCAGGCCAGGCAGGACCAGGUGGCAGCGGCAAUGGCGGAGGUCGAGCAGCUGCGGCAGCGGGUCGCCAGCCAGACGGUCAACAAGGCAGAUGUCAAGCGCAUGAUUAUGGAGCGCAAGAAGCAAGCGGAGGCCCUCCAGUCUGAACAGGCCAAAUGCGAGGAGAUGGAGCGCAAAGUGCAUGAGCAGGAGGUGCAGAUCGUUCGGGGCCUGACCGCGCUGGAGUCCACCGUGGAGCGCUACAACAAGCUGGCGCACCGCCUGAAGCUCGUCCCCGCCACCUCCAAGCGCGCGGAUGGGAAGAACUAUGAGCUGCGCAUCAACCGGGAUGCAUCAACACAGGCGGAGUUCUCGAACCUGGACCUGAAAGGCGUGAUCAAGCCGGGUUUGGAAAGCUUGCAUGACAACUACCGGACGCGUGCCAGCCAGCUAAGUCAGGACCUGGUCAGUCUCCGCGAGGAGUGCGUGGUGCGCCAGGAGGCUAACGCAGAGAAGGAGGAGGAGAAUGCCUCACUAGAGGCGGAGGCUGCCAAGCUUGAGUCGCAGCUACAGUCAGCCAAGGAAGCACUCGAGGAGAAGUGCCGGCGGUUAGUCGCACAGACUGACGCCAUCAAGGCUCAGGUCGAGGACCUUCGUGGCGCUGCCUCCAACCGGACGGAGCACAUGGAGGAGAAGCUAGCGCGGGCGCAGGCUGCUUACGAGCAAGCCAAGCGGGAUGCGGAGGCCGAGCUUGCCCGGUUGGAAGGCGACCUCAAGGCGGCCAGUAAGAUGCUCAUAGCCCACAAGGAGGCCAUCACCAACAUCAUUGGCCACACUGCAACGGUCGUACGGCAAAUUAAGGCGGAGGUGCUCAGCGGCCCUGCGCCACGACCGAAGCACGCAGUAUAGUGUAAGCUGCGUAGGUUAGCGUGCAUAUGUUUUAUGUGAGCCUGAAAGGCUGGCGGCGCCUGUGCAUUUUGGUCGGUGUGUGUCAGGUCCAUGCGCAUAUGAUUUAAGAAAUCUGGCCGUGCACAUGUGUGCCAGCUAAUGCAUGCAGGUAUUGGUGAAUGCAUUCGCCGUGAGAUGUUGCGGUGGGUCUGGUGGAACCACUUCCCUGCACAUGUACUAGAAGACCUGCCCUACAGUUGAAGCGAAGGUACCGAUACGAGAAUUGACAAUAUGUUUUUGUGGUCCCGAGGACGAUACUUGUAUCAAAUGAUGAUACUCUGGCUGGCUUAAUGGCAACGCGGCUCUGAGCUGCUGAGGAGGAAUGGGACUCUGGUUCCAGCGCGCAUUACGGCAGCGUACUUGUGCUGCCAGCACGGCACGCGUGUGUUGCAAAGGGAAUGUCCUUGAAGGCACAGUAUAGCGUAGGAACAGGAUGGCGGACGUGCUGCUUUGCCGACCCAGGGUCAUUUCAGGCAUGGGAUGGACUUCAGGCAGAUGUUCAUAGCAGAGAAUGCUAUUAAUUCGUAAUCUUUGUCGGUAUGUGUCCAGGCUAACAGCAACCUAAAUGUUCGUAUUAACCAACAGAGGGCGUACUG